Molecule: messenger RNA, 1960 nt
Organism: Pygocentrus nattereri (red-bellied piranha)
Lineage: Eukaryota; Metazoa; Chordata; Actinopteri; Characiformes; Serrasalmidae
Product: transmembrane protein 184C-like
Exons: 10
Coding region: 149-1474 (441 amino acids)
Biological process (GO): transport
Molecular function (GO): transporter activity
Source: RefSeq, a predicted model, not a curated record
CGCCCCCCUCCGCUGCUCUCCGCGCGCCAUACGUCAGCAGCGCUUCCGCUCGGAGCUUCAGCGCAAAAGCGGACCGCUCGCGCAGGAUGACCGGAGAAGGGCGGUAACGCGUGCGCGCGCGCGCGUCUGUUUUCAUCGUCGGGACAAGAUGCCGUGCGCGUGCGGAAACUGGCGACGCUGGAUCCGGCCGCUCGUCGUGCUCGUGUAUGCGCUGCUCGUGGCCGUGGCCUUGCCCCUGGGCGCGUGGGAGCUCCACAGGGCGGAGGUUGGCACACACACUAAGGCGUGGUUCAUCGCGGGUGUGUUUGUGUUCCUGACCAUUCCCAUCUCGCUGUGGGGCAUCCUCCAGCACCUGGUGCACUACACACAGCCUGAGCUACAGAAGCCUAUCAUCAGAAUAUUAUGGAUGGUGCCAAUUUACAGCUUAGACAGUUGGAUUGCUCUGAAGUAUCCCACCAUAGCCAUCUAUGUGGACACAUGUCGUGAGUGCUAUGAAGCAUACGUCAUCUACAACUUCCUGAUGUUCCUGCUGAACUUCUUGGAGACACAGUACCCGAGCCUGCCACUUAUUUUAGAGGUGCAAGAGCAGCGCUCACUACUGCCCCCUUUCUGCUGCUGCCCACCAUGGGCCAUGGGAGAGGUUCUUCUAUUCAGGUGCAAGCUGGGAGUUCUGCAGUACACCGCUGUCAGACCUGUCACUACAGUCGUAGCGCUUGUGUGUCAGUUGUGUGGUGUCUAUGAUGAAGCAAACUUCAGCUUCAGUAACGCCUGGACUUACCUCGUCAUCAUCAACAAUGCCUCGCAGCUGUUUGCCAUGUACUGUCUGCUGCUGUUCUACCGCACUCUGAGAGAAGAGCUGAGCCCUCUGAGGCCUGUUGGGAAAUUCCUCUGUGUUAAAAUGGUGGUGUUUGCCUCCUUCUGGCAGGCUGUGCUCAUUGCCUUUCUUGUGAAGGUUGGAGUAAUCUCUGAGAAGCACACAUGGGAAUGGGAAAGUGUGGAAGCUGUUGCCACAGGAUUACAGGACUUUGUUAUCUGCAUAGAGAUGUUCCUAGCUGCAAUUGCGCAUCACUACAGCUUCAGCUAUCGUCCGUAUGUACGUGAGGAUGAAGAAGGCUCCUGUUUCGACUCCUUCCUCGCCAUGUUGGAUGUCUCAGAUAUACGUGCUGACAUCUCAGAACAAGUUCGCAACAUGGGUCGUACUGUGUUUGGACGUCCCCGUAAACUGUUCUUUGGUUCCGAAGCGGACAUCGUUCAGGGCGAACACACUGGCCUCCUCUCAGGGUCAUCUCAUGAACGCCUGGGUGUAGAUCCCCUCUCUGUCCCCGCCUCCCCAAAGGGUCAGUACCAGGGACUGGGACAAACAGACACGCCUCGCUCACGCUCUGCCCCUGCCGGCUUUAACCCCUCCUCCUGGAAGAGUGACAGUUGCCCAGUGCCCACGUCCACCUGUCAGAAUACAGGAGUGAAGUCUUAGAGCACUGAUCACUCACAUAAUGAAAAUGCAAAAACAGCAAGUUUGAGUUACACAUAAACAAUAUCAGACUUAUUGUUAAAGAGGUGAAGGAUACAUCAAACUGAGCAUAUUUGUGUGUGUGUGUUUUUUUAAUGCUGUUUUUUUGAACAUUAAUAGUUGUGAAACAGCUGAAUUGGCAGUAAUGCAGGUUCAGUAUUAUGUGAUAAUGUUUGCUUUGUGAGUUAUAACAUGACAGGGUUAUUGUAAGCUUUGAAAAAUAUGCCAUGAUAUUUCUGAAAUGUGAUAUUGUAUGUGUGUGUGUGUGUGUGUGUGUGUGUGUGUGUGUGUGUGUGUGUGUGUGUUUCCUAACAGACUGAGUAGAGUUGGUACCACUUAUAUUCUAAUAUACUGUAUCCACAAUUAUAUAAUACAUAAUAUACUGUACUGUUUUACUUCUAUUUUGUAUUUCAAUAAACAGUAUCACAUGGCUGCAUAAUCAUACAGAGA